AAUUUAAGUUGAUCAGACCAUCAGUAUCGGCCGGACGUGCUUACAGAUUGUACGCUUCUAUCGCUUAGUAUUCUACUCAUUGAUUCAAAUUAUACUUUUUCAUAUAUAUAUAUAUAUAUAUAUAUACGCACGCAAACACACACACGCACGCACGCACGCACUGAUUUAUUAAUAUCAUGCUACGUCUUCUUCGCAUACUACUAUGUUGUAUUUCCAUUUUGCAAGUAUUAUCUGAAGAUUUUGAAUGCAAAAAACCGGAAUGGUUCCAAUGCGAUAACGGGAGAUGCAUAUCGUAUACUUUCGAAUGUGACGGUGAAAACGAUUGUGACGAUCUGUCAGACGAAAAGGAAUGUUUCAAUUUCAAACUUAAACCACCGCCGGUAAAUUGCAGUACGGAGGAGUUUAAAUGCGACGACAACACCUGCAUACCGAUCGAGAAAUUUUGCGACACAUGGAACGAUUGCAGCGAUAACAGCGACGAGUACAACGGUUGCAUUAAAGAUAAACAAUGUAAGAAUUUCCGAUGCAACGAUGGCCAUUGUGUAAGAAACGAAUGGGUUUGCGAUGGAACGAAGGACUGUCCGGACGGUACCGAUGAGAUCAAUUGCGAUGGCAUUUCUUUACCGCCUAACAAAUGCACCAAUGAGAUCGAUCGUUAUCUUUGUAAAAAUCAACGAUGUAUCUCGAUGAAUCAAACAUGUGAUAAGAAAGAUGAUUGUGGUGAUAAUUCAGAUGAAGAUUUUGAUGAGUGUACGAAAUCUGAGAAUCUCUGUUCACACGUUCAAAAAUGUGAACAAAUUUGUAGAAGAACACCGAGAGGUCCUGCUUGUUCCUGCUGGUCAGGAUACAAGUUAAUAAACAACCGCACCUGUGAAGAUAUAAACGAAUGUGAAAUAUUUGGAACCUGUUAUCAACAUUGUACGAACAAUGCUGGAUCUUACAUUUGUUCCUGCAAUCCAGGCUACAAUUUGCAAGAAGAUAAGAGAAGUUGCAAAGCCGACGCUGGAGAAGCAUUAAUGUUUUUGGCCUCGAAAACAGAGAUUCGUGGAUAUUAUAUAGACUCAAAAAUAUAUUUUCCCGUACUUAACAAUUUGCAACACGCUGUUGGAAUAGCCGUUGAUGCAGAGAAUAUUUAUUGGACAGAUGUUAAUCAUGGUGAAGAAGCUAUAUUUAAAAGUGAUCAGUAUGGGACAAAUAAAACAGUGAUCGUUACUGCAGGUGUGAGUACAUCAGAAGAUGUAGCAAUUGAUUGGGUAACUGGAAAUAUAUACUUCACUGAUAGUUCAUAUAAACGUAUUGGAGUAUGCGAUGAAAAUGGAACAUAUUGUACAGUAGUGAUCAAGGAAAAUAUAGAGAAACCAAGAGCUAUAGUUCUUUCAUCUAAAUCUGGUAUAAUGUAUUGGUCUGAUUGGAGCUCGAAUUCCCACAUUGCAAUGGCAUCGAUGGAUGGAAAAAAUCAUAUUAAAUUUGUCAAGGAUAAUAUUAAUUGGCCAAAUGGUUUAACGAUUGAUGAUCCAAAUGAUAGAUUGUAUUGGGUCGAUGCAAAAUUAAAAAUUAUUGAAUCUAUACGUUUGGAUGGUAGAGAUAGGAGAACAAUAUUAACCGAUGUGAUAAACCAUCCGUAUUCUUUAGCGAUUUUUGAAAAUAAAUUAUAUUGGAAUGAUUGGUCCUCGAACACCAUAGAAUCCUGUGAUAAAUUCACAGGAAAGGAUUGGAAAACUUUGCUUCAUACGACUAGUAUGACUUAUGGGAUUCAAAUUUAUCACUCUGUUUUUAAACCAAAAAUUUUAAAUCCAUGUAGUUAUAAUCCUUGCUCACAAAUUUGCCUGUUGAAUUCAAAUAAUAGUUACACUUGUGCUUGUACAUUGGAUACAGAACUUGCUGCUGAUAAUCACGCUUGUAGAGUGAUUAAGAAGAAAGAACAUAUUAUGAUCGCAAGUGGAAGUACUUUUAUAGAUUACUAUCAUGAACUUCUGGGUAAACCGAAAAUGAGCUCAAGUAAAACAAUGAAACAUAUCACUGCUUUGGCAUAUGACUCUUUAACAGGUGACAUUCUUGUCAAUGAUCAACUCACAAAUAUGAUUUAUCGUUACAACAUGAGUACCGGUCUCUUCGAAAGUAUAAUGACUGUGUCUAAUGAGGUACUUGGUGACAUGGAUUUUGACUUUGUUGGUAAUAAUUUAUACUGGUCUGAUAUAAAACAGAAGACUAUUGAAGUUCAUAGUUUUGAUACAAAAGGGAAGACUGUCUUUUACUUUCACGAGGAACCGCAUGAUAUCUCAUUGGCAUUUGAAGAACGAAUGAUGUACGUAGUAUUUCGUUCUGGUGACGUAUAUCGUAUACAUAAACUACAAAUGAAUGGACUGGGUCCACGAGUAACUUUAGUGGAUCAGAACUUACUUGGUCCAAAAAUUUCCUUGUGUUACGACAGUGAAACUAAGAGAUUAUAUUGGGCUGAUCAAGGUGCUGGUAAUAUUGAUAGUAUCUCUGGUCAAGGAGACAAUAAAUAUUUAUUUCGAACUGGUUUAUCAGAGCCAAUGAGCCUUGCAAUACUUGGAGAAAAUGUUUUUUGGACUCAACGAGAAUCUAACAAUUUAUUUUGGGGGCACAAAAACAAAGAUCUGCAACUUUUGAAGAAAAUUCCUUUGGAAAUACCCAAUAAAUUCAAUACAAUACAUUUAAUGGCUAUGCAUGGAGUGUAUUAUAACAAUAAUGAGCAAGGUUGUCGUAAAAAUAAUGGAAACUGUUCUCAUGUAUGUCUACCAACAGAUCAUAAUUCUUAUAUCUGUGCUUGCCCACCAGGAAUGAUGUUGAAUCAUGAUAUGCAAACGUGUAUCCUUCAGUCAGUUUGUGCAGAGGAUGAAAUUAAAUGUUCAGAACACGAUACCUGCAUAAAAUUGAAACAAAAAUGUGAUGGAAGAAUGGAUUGUCCUAAUGGUGAAGAUGAAUCAAAUGAAUGUGAUCGUAUUGGAUUAUGCGAAAAAAAUCAAUUUGCCUGUAGAAAUGGAGAAUGCAUAAGUCUUGAAAGUCAUUGCAAUUCACGUUACGAUUGUAAGGAUCAUUCGGAUGAGGAAAAUUGUACUGCUGUUAAAUGUACAUCCGAUGAAUUCGAGUGCCACGAAGGUGGCUGCAUAUCAAAGUAUUUUGUUUGUAACUCCAAGUUUGAUUGUCCUGAUUUUUCCGACGAAAUGAAUUGCAACUCGCAUACUUGUUCUUCCAAUGAUUUUAAGUGCGAUAUUGGUACAUGUAUUCCGAAUAGUUGGGUCUGUGAUGGUGAUAUCGAUUGCUAUGAUGGAUCAGACGAAGAUCGAAAAUGUAUACAAACCAUUUGCAAGGACAAUUUAUAUACAUGUAAGAAUAAUCAUUGUAUAGACAAAUUGUUACUUUGCAAUGGUCUCGAUGAUUGUGGUGAUAAUUCUGAUGAAGAUCAUUGCUCGCAUGGGGAAAAAAUGAAACUCGUAAUUUGUAAUAAGGACGAAUUCAGAUGCUACGAUACUAAUAUAUGUCUUCCUAAAAGUAAAAGAUGUAAUGGUCAACAGGAUUGUCCAAAGAACGAUGAUGAACAUGAUUGUCCAAAUUGUCAACAUGGUGAAUACACCUGUGAAAAUAAUAAAUGUAUAACGCAAGAAUGGGUAUGCGAUAAAUUUGAUGAUUGUGGUGAUAGUUCUGAUGAAAAGUAUUGUAGCGGAGAUAGCUUGAAAAUUAAGGGUAUAGUCUCCAAGAAUGAUUGUAAAGAGUUUCGUUGUAAUGAUGGCAAAUGUCUUCCUUUUAGCAAAGUUUGCGAUAAAUACGAAGAUUGUUCAGAUGGCAGCGAUGAGUUUAAAGAAUGCAUGCAGGCAUGCAUGAUAAACAAUCCCUGUAAACAUGUGUGUCACAAAACACCAUUAGGACCUGUUUGUGCUUGUAAUACUGGAUAUCGUUUAGCUCCUGAUAGAGUAAGUUGUGUCGAUGUAAAUGAAUGCGAGGACAGUGUAUGUUCUCAGAUUUGUCAUAAUACUCAAGGCUCAUUCAUAUGUUCUUGUGAAAGUGGAUAUGUUUUACAAAAGGACAAAAUUUCUUGUAAAGCUACUGGCUCACAAAUGGAGAUAAUAACAGUUGCUGGAUAUGACGUGAGAAAAAGUACGUUGACAUUGAGCGAGAUUGAGGUCAUCCAUCAUGAUCCAAAUUUCGAGAUUUAUGGGCUCGACAUUAAUGUGAAAGAAAACGCUGUUUAUUGGUCUAACGUUAUACUUGGAACAAUAACAAAAAUAAAUGUCAAAACAAAAGAAAAAAAGAUAGUUGAUGUUGGAAGACCUGGAGCUAUUGCAGUUGAUUGGAUAACGGACAAUGUUUAUUUUUACAGUGAUAAUCGUCCAUAUGCUAUCAAGGUAUGCAAUUUGGAACAAGGAAAGUGUGCAAAAGUUUUGACUAUCAAUGGAACUGGCAAAGUACAAUCGAUCAGCGUUGAUCCAAUCAAAGGCUUGUUAUUUUGGAGUCAAACUGAUUGGCUGUCACAAAGUGGACCAAGAAGUGAAAUAUAUAAAUCAAGUAUGACUGGUACACAUGUUACAGCAAUAGUUACUCGACAUCUCGGCGUUGUUCAAAAACUAACAAUAGAUUAUAGAAAAUCACGAUUAUAUUGGGGUGACACGCAAUUAAAUGUUAUUGAAUCAUCAAACUUAGAUGGUUCUGAUCGUAAAAUAUUUUUAGAAACAGAGUUUCAACCUUUGGAUGUUAAAGUCUAUCAAGAUUCUCUUUACUGGUUACUUUCCAAUACAGGUAACAUAAGGAAAUGUAAAUUAAAUAGCAAGACUACUUGUACAACUGUUGUUGGUUCUCAAAUUGUUACUAAACAUUUCACCAUUUUUCAUAACACCAUGCAACCAUUAGUACGGAACAAAUGUCAAGGUCAGGAAUGUGCUUACAUGUGCCUACUGAAUGAACAAAAUUUUACAUGUUUUUGUCAAUAUGGUAAACCAAUAGAUAACGAUUUUGCAUGUAAGGAAGAUUCAAAAAUAUAUAUUUCAUCAAUAUCGUUAAAUGAACAAAAGAGAGCUAAUACUCAAAACAAAGGAACGAUAGCUGGCAUAGCUAUUGUAUUGGUCGCAGUAAUCACCAUUUUAUCUGCUUAUUAUUACUAUCAACAACUGAAAAUAAAUCGUAGGAAGAAAAAUGAUAUGAGUAUUCAUUUUCAAAAUCCUUCCUAUGAUGAAAAAAAUGAAAUUCGGAAUUCAUUCAAUUGUAUGAUAUCAGCCUUACCACCUGGUGAACACGAAUACAUCAAUCCAAUAAUUAAUAUAUCAAGCAAGUUUGACGAUCAGGAAAAGGAAAAACAAAAAAUAAUCGAAGUUCAAUAUUCAGAUCAUUCAGAAAGUGAAAUCGAAGAUACACAAUACUCACAAAAUUCAAAACUGUUACGUUAAAGUAAGAAUAAAAUAAUUCAUAGAAGAAUCUUAUCAAUAAAAAAAGAGAUUAAAAGAU
Molecule: messenger RNA, 5460 nt
Organism: Vespula vulgaris
Lineage: Eukaryota; Metazoa; Arthropoda; Insecta; Hymenoptera; Vespidae
Gene: yl
Product: vitellogenin receptor-like
Exons: 32
Coding region: 177-5402 (1741 amino acids)
Molecular function (GO): calcium ion binding; protein binding
Source: RefSeq, a predicted model, not a curated record